Messenger RNA from Hyphopichia burtonii NRRL Y-1933, 370 nucleotides. RefSeq lists its product as uncharacterized. Lineage: Eukaryota; Fungi; Ascomycota; Pichiomycetes; Serinales; Debaryomycetaceae. The coding region runs from base 24 to 209 and encodes 61 amino acids. The transcript has a single exon. The record is from RefSeq and is a predicted model, not a curated record.
UAUCUACACAUAUCCUAUCCACAAUGCAAUUCAAAUCCGUCGUCAUUGCUUUAACUGCUGUCUCUGCUGUCUCUGCUGCUAACGCUUCUAACGGUACUAACGGUACUAACGGUACCUCCAGCUCUUCUUCUGCUGACUCUGGUGCUGGUGCUGUCGGUGCCGGUUUAUUCGGUGCUGCUGCUGCUGCUGGUGUUGCUUUAUUAUUAUAAGCUUAUCCAGUUCUAAUAUUACUAUAAUUUUUUAAUUCAUUAAUUUUGUUUUUUGUCUUUUAAUUAUUCAUUUUUAAUUUUGUAUUAAAAAAAAGAAUGUUUUACUUUUUGGGCUGAAAUAAUGCUUUUUUUUUUCUUAAUAAUUUAAUUUUUUAUAUAUA